CUGCCAGAGUUCCAUUAGGUGGGGGCCUCACCAUUUGGAGACUUUUCUUCUACUUUAUGAUUAUUUAUUCCUCUAGAGUAAAUGUGAGGGAAGAAGCAGUCCGCCUAAGCUUCGCCUGAAUGCCUAUUGCAUGGAUUAAAAAACACCAAGUGGACGUGAAAGAGGGGAAGAUCCCGCCUCCUUGAAUCAGAACGCUGCCCAAGUCCUGCAUCAUUUCCAAGCUUCGACUCGCGGUGCAAACAUCUUCCCGAUUUGCCGUCUCCUGCCCCGAAGCCGGCCGGUGGCGCGCGCCUUUCCUCAGCCAUGCCCUGCGUCCAGGCUCAGUAUGGAUCAUCACCCCAAGGAGCCAGCCCCGCGUCCCAGAGCUACAGCUACCACGCCGCGGGAGAGUACAGCUGCGACUUCCUCACUCCCGAGUUCGUGAAGUUUAGCAUGGACUUGACCAACACCGAGAUCACAGCCACCACCUCCCUGCCCAGCUUCAGCACCUUCAUGGACAACUACAACGCGGGCUACGACGUCAAGCCGCCUUGCCUUUACCAGAUGCCGCACGCCGGCGGCGAGCAAUCGGCCAUCAAGGUGGAGGACGUGCCGAUGCACGGCUACCAUCACCACCACGCCCACCCGCACCAGCAGGGCCACCUGCCGCCGCAGUCCGACGACAUGAUGGCCCACGCGGGGCCCGUCUACUUCAAGCCGCCGCCACCGCCGUCGUCGUCGCCGCACGCCCCCAACACGCCCAACUUCCAGGUGCAGCCAAGCGCCAUGUGGGAGGACCCCAGCACCUCCUUGCACCCCUUCCACCACAACUACAUGAUGGAGCAGCGAAAGAACCCCGUGUCGCGGCUCUCGCUCUUUUCCUUCAAGCAGUCCCCGCCUGGCACGCCCGUGUCCAGCUGUCAGAUGAGGUUCGACGGCCCGCUGCACGUAUCCAUGGGCCACGACGGUCCGGCUUCGGCGGCUGCGGCUGCCGCUGCUGCGGCGGCGGCUGCAGCCGCGGUGCAUCACCGGGGCCUGGACGCGCAGAGUUUCGCGGUGCCCGGAGCCCUCCGCAAGCAGGCCGCCGGCGGGCUGGCCUUCCCGCACUCGCUGCAGCUGGGCCACGCGCACCAGCUGGUGGACAGCCAGGUGCCGUCGCCGCCCUCCCGGGGAUCGCCGUCAAACGAGGGGUUAUGCGCGGUGUGCGGGGACAACGCCGCCUGCCAACAUUAUGGGGUUCGAACCUGCGAAGGAUGCAAGGGCUUUUUCAAGCGCACCGUCCAGAAAAAUGCCAAAUAUGUGUGCUUAGCCAAUAAGAACUGUCCAGUUGAUAAACGCCGAAGAAAUCGUUGCCAGUUCUGCCGUUUCCAGAAGUGCCUUGUGGUCGGAAUGGUGAGGGAAGUGGUGAGGACUGAUAAUCUGAAAGGUCGACGAGGACGCCUGCCCUCCAAACCCAAAAGCCCCCAGGACCCCUCACCCCCGUCGCCGCCGGUCAGCCUCAUAAGCGCUCUGGUCAGGGCCCACGUGGACUCCAACCCUUCCAUGUCUGCAUUGGACUACUCCAGAUUCCAGGCGAGCCCUGACUACCAAAUGGCUGGAGACAACACGCAGCACAUCCAGCAGUUCUACGACCUGCUCACCGGAUCCAUGGAGAUCAUCCGCGGCUGGGCCGAGAAGAUCCCGGGUUUCUGCGAUCUGCCCAAGCCGGACCAAGACCUGCUGUUCGAGUCGGCCUUCCUGGAGCUCUUCGUCCUCAGGCUCGCUUACAGGUCCAACCCGGUGGAGGGCAAAUUAAUCUUUUGCAACGGGGUGGUGCUGCACAGGCUGCAGUGCGUGCGGGGCUUCGGCGAAUGGGUGGACGCAAUCGUGGAGUUCUCGUCCAACUUGCAAGGCAUGAACGUGGACAUUUCAGCGUUCUCCUGCAUCGCUGCGCUUGCCAUGGUUACAGAGCGACACGGGCUGAGGGAGCCCAAACGCGUGGAGGAGCUGCAGAACAAAAUCGUCAACUGCCUGAAGGACCAAGUGACGUUCACAGGCGGCGGCCUGAACCGACCAAACUACUUGUCCAAGUUGUUGGGCAAGCUGCCCGAGUUGCGCACGCUGUGCACGCAAGGCCUCCAGCGCAUAUUUUACCUCAAACUCGAAGACCUCGUGCCUCCGCCAGCCAUCAUCGACAAACUCUUCCUCGACACGUUGCCUUUCUAAAAGGAGGCCCGGGCAUCCAUCCACACAUAUGACUUCAACGCAUACUACCCCCCUAAAAAAAACCUCAACAACCCCAAACUGCACCUUUGUUGUUAUUCUUUUUUUUUUUUUUUUUUUGGACAUGUGAAAAAUCCCUUUUCCUCUGAGGACUUCCCUUAAAUUGCUGACAAAUUUAAUUCAUUAUUUGGAUUUUUCUUUAUUUUUUUUCUACAACGCAUGGCAGACUGAUCUAACGCAAAAAUUCCAACAAACGUCAUUGUCAACAGAGGGUGGAUUAAAAAAAAACAAAAAAACUUCCAUCAUGUCCUUAGCACCCCCAGAUGUAAUAUAUAAUCCAUUUAUAUAUAUAUAAUAUAUAAAUAUGUAUAUGCGGACACACGCGCGGACACUGUAUAUUAUUCUAAUAGAUGACGCAUCAGUUUAUAAUAUGUACAAAGUUUGUAAUAAUGAAAAUGUUGUUUUUUGUUUUUCUUCCAAAUCGUGCCUCCCCCAAACAUUUUCCCAAAAAACGACGCAUGUUAUUAUGAUUAUUUAUUUUUGUUGCUCCUUUAUAGGCACAUGCAAAGGCGAUGUCUAUGUAUACCGGACACUAUGUAGUCUGCUAGAUUUGAUACCAAUAUAGUUGGCACUAAAACUAAUAUAAAAAUACAUACAGUAAUAUAUAUAUGAUCUCCUGUGUAUAGACGAGCAGGGAGGGAGCCAUUGUGUUUGUACAACUGUCACAUUCCUCGUUUGUAUGUGUGCUGUAAGUAUUGUUGCUGUUCAAUAUAAACCUUUCUCUAUAUGCUAAGAGCAUUUCUAUUGGCCCGUCGACGAGCACUUGCACUGAGCAUGGCUGCACACUGGGGGAAAAAAAUAGGUUUUGUCCACGUUUUAAAUGUUGAAUUGGAUUUU
Corythoichthys intestinalis (scribbled pipefish) is the source of this 3078-nucleotide messenger RNA. RefSeq names its product nuclear receptor subfamily 4, group A, member 2a (gene nr4a2a). The record is from RefSeq and is a predicted model, not a curated record. Gene Ontology annotation, biological process: cellular response to corticotropin-releasing hormone stimulus; central nervous system neuron differentiation; regulation of transcription by RNA polymerase II. The transcript is spliced from 7 exons. NCBI's taxonomy places the organism in Eukaryota, Metazoa, Chordata, Actinopteri, Syngnathiformes, Syngnathidae. Gene Ontology annotation, cellular component: transcription regulator complex; nucleus. Gene Ontology annotation, molecular function: nuclear receptor activity; RNA polymerase II cis-regulatory region sequence-specific DNA binding; zinc ion binding. The coding region runs from base 304 to 2184 and encodes 626 amino acids.